Molecule: messenger RNA, 2362 nt
Organism: Brassicogethes aeneus
Lineage: Eukaryota; Metazoa; Arthropoda; Insecta; Coleoptera; Nitidulidae
Source: the annotation of a GenBank genome assembly
CUUGUCUUUCCGUUCUAACCUCACUUAUUUGAAAUACAUGUGCUUGUGUUGUCUUUGUGAAAAUGGUGAAAAUAAAGGGAACUCCGUCAGGAAAAACGCCAAUUGCUAACAAAAGACUUUCCGCUAUCAAGGACAAAUCAACUCCAUUCAAAGGCAAGAAAAUAAGUAAAGGAGAAACGCCGAAAUUGAAGAAAGCGUUUGAGUUAGCGAGCGGUACGCCUAAAUUGGGUAAAAAGUUGGAUUUGGUGGGUGUAACUCCGAAGAAAAUCGUUAAAGAUGAGAAAACUUCGCCGAAAGGUAAAAACAAGAUUAAUAUUAUUGACAUACAAGUUGUUAAAGAUGGGCCUAAAAGAAGGAAUACUAUAAAUGCGUUCGAAGCGCAAGUUGUUAAAGAUUUGCAAGUAAAUCAGGGUAAGACGCCCAAAAAACAAGCUCUCAAGCGUAGGCAAAGCAUUGCGAUUGUUGAGGAAACUAAGAAAACUCCCAAAUGUAAGAACAGUAUUAGUGACAUUGUACAAGUUAAGGAGGAAACAAAAACUCCCAAAAAAGAACCCAAAACACCUAAAGACAAAACUGUUAAGACCCCAAAAGUUGCAGUUGCAAAAACACCCAAAAUUGAAGCUAAAACCCCCAAAUCAGAACCUAUAACACCCAAAUCUGAGCUUAAAACCCUCAAAACCAAAAAAUUAAAAGGAAAGACGCCAAAAAAACCUGCACAAACAGAGUUUGCGGAACUGGAGGAAAAAUAUAAUAUUAAAUCAUCAAACAUUGAAGAGGCUAUCAAAGGGGUAAUUAAAUUUGUGCGAGAAAACCCUAAAAUGAAAAAUCAACUUUUUGGUGAAAAAUUACCACUACUCUUGCAAAUGGGUUGUUUUAAAAUCCACAGGGGUCAAACUAGGUUGGUUCGUAUUCCGCUAAAAAAUUCCACAUUGACUGCUGAUGAUGAUGUGUGUUUAAUUGUGGCUGACAUAAAAGGGCUAAAAAAUAAGGACCACGAUCAACAUUUGGAGAAAUAUGAAGAGCUAUUAACGAAAAAGGGUGUUAAAAACAUCAAGAAAAUAAUGACCUUCCAUGAGUUUAGAACUGAAUAUGAAACUAUAGAACUCAAAAACAGACUUGUAGAUUUGUAUGAUUAUUUCCUGGUUGAAGGCAAAAUUGCUGGUAAAGUUGUGAGAAAGUGUGGCAAAAUUUUCUACAAAAAAAGGAAAGUACCAAACCCAAUCAAACUGUGGUGCACUCAGCUCAAAAAACACAUUGAUGCUUCAUUAUUGAAGACUCAGUUUAAUGUGACUGGACAUGGGGAUUCUUACACCAUUCAGUUUGGACACAGUGAUAUGGAUACCAAGGAUUUGGUUGAAAAUGUUUUCAGUUUGAUUGAAGGCUUGGAUAAACAGUUUCCUGGGGGGUUCAACAAUAUAAAACUUAUGCAGAUUUUCACGCAGCAUGCCACUCCCAUCCCCAUUUAUUUAGACACAAAAGAUCCAAAUGAAGUACAGGUGCCAGUACUGAAACCUAACAAAAUUAACACUCCUAAAAGGGUAAGGGGCGAACUCUCCACGGUAACCAACGCUGAUGUGAUUGUAUCCAGGGAAGGUAACGUUAAAGUGAUCAAGAAUGACGAUGAAAAAGGCAACCCCGACGAAAUAACAAUUGACGAUCUUUUGGCCGACAUCAAGAAGACGCAGAAAGAAGAUGCGACGAUCAAGAACAAGAAGAAGAAGGCUAUCGAAAACAAGAACGAAAUUGUUGUACAGGAGGAGAAUGCUAAUAAAACAGUCGACGAUAAGCAGAAUAAAAAAAGGAAAUUACCUCAAAGUGAGAACGACAACAAACCUCGGCAGCAAAAGAAGGCGAAAAAAGGCAACAUGGUGAAAAAACAAAAGAGUCCUGUUAAGGUGGUCCCCAAAAAGAAGAAGGUUCAGAAAUAAAAAUCGUUUACUUGUUAAUAAUAAAUAUUUUAUUACGCAUUUUAAUCAAUUAAAAGUAUUUUUCUUUGGUUGCGCCUUUAGUUUAGUUUAUGUGGAGUGCAAAAUUGUGUCUAAAAAAUAAAGCGUUUUAUUUAUAUACAAUAUUAUCACUGAGAUGUAACAACUUUAAAAUAUUGCUACUCAAUGGUUAUAAAGGGUGUUUUUGGUAUGACAGGGUUGAAUAAAACAUGGUAUUUAAAAAAAGUUCAGUCAAACCAAAAAACAACCUUUAUAAUUUAAUAUUUUCAAGCUAAAUAACAUUACUAUAAUGGCACAGCUGAUUAUUGCCUUUAAUUUUAUCAAGGAACCCCUAUGAAAAAAAUUUACGCAAUAAAUAUUUUGUACUUCCAUCUUGUGACGCAAAAUAACCGUUAUGGUUUAAAUGCUUUAUAAAG